Molecule: messenger RNA, 864 nt
Organism: Aspergillus calidoustus
Lineage: Eukaryota; Fungi; Ascomycota; Eurotiomycetes; Eurotiales; Aspergillaceae
Source: the annotation of a GenBank genome assembly
AUGUCCACAAUCACCCUCUUCGGCCUCGGCGCAAUGGGCAAAGCCCUCGCGGCCAAAUACAUUGAAAAGGGCUACACCACGACAAUCUGGAACCGUACGCCCUCAAAGGCAGCGCCUCUCGUCGAAAAAGGCGCGAAGCUCGCGAACACCGUCGGCGAAGGCCUCGCAUCCGCGGAUCUCAUCAUCCUCUGCCUCCUCGACAACGCCUCUGUCCGGCAGACCCUCGACCAGGCAACCGCUGCCCUGAAUGGUAAGACGGUCAUCAACCUGACGAACGGCACGCCCUCGCAGGCGCGCGAGACCUCGGAGUGGGUUAUCUCUCACGGGGCACAGUACAUCCACGGCGGUAUCAUGGCUGUCCCCGAUAUGAUCGGGUCGCCGCAUGCCGUGCUACUGUAUAGCGGGGAAUCGGCGGAGACCUUCUCGCGCGUCGAGGCGCACCUCAGCCAUCUAGGAACGAGCAAGUUCCUAGGCACUGACCCCGGCUCCGCAUCCCUGCAUGACCUCGCGCUGCUCUCGGGAAUGUACGGUCUCUUCUCGGGCUUCUUCCACGCGACUGCGCUCGUCAAGUCCCAACCCGGUACAACGGCCACAGGCUUCGUCCAGCUUCUCACCCCCUGGCUGAGCGCAAUGACGCACUACCUCGGCGCUCUAGCAAAGCAGAUCGACGAGGGUGAUUACGCGACGCAGGGAUCUAAUAUGGCGAUGCAGGUUACUGGUGUGCAGAAUAUUGUUCGGGCGAGUGAGGAGGCCGGCGUGACGGCUGACUUGAUCAUGCCGAUCCUGGGGAGGAUGACGAGGGCUGCGGAGGCGGGGUAUGCGGAUGUGGAUGUUUCGGCUGUUAUUGAGUUUAUGAAGGAGUAG